Molecule: messenger RNA, 1404 nt
Organism: Penicillium olsonii
Lineage: Eukaryota; Fungi; Ascomycota; Eurotiomycetes; Eurotiales; Aspergillaceae
Source: the annotation of a GenBank genome assembly
AUGUCUUCCUCAAAAUCAGAUACAAAUGGAAUUUCUAAGUCGUACAGCACAAGAGACCAGCCGCAAAAGGAUUACAAUGUGUCAAAUCUCCAGAGACUUGCCGAGGGAAAAAUACCCCAAGCGAAGGCCAAUGCUGCGGACGCACAAGCAUCGUACCACCAACAAAAGUCCGGUGAAGGUACUGAGACAGCCACUUCUGAUAGAAGCCAACCGGUUCAGUCACAGUCGAAACCGCAGUAUAAUUCUCAAGACGGACAGUCUGGCACUGACGGUGCCAAUGGAGCUGCUCCUAUUGAGCAACAAGACACAGAUAUGGAAGGAUCUGACUCAGAACCCCCUUCCCCAGUGAACGUCAAUGACCAGUUGGAAGAUGAGGUCCUGGUUGACCUCAAAAAGUUAUCAAUCGGUCGAGAUCAAAAUGGAGAACCCGACGCCUGGAGCCGUCUAGGACGAUCACUCGUACUGCUGGUUCGAUAUGGGCCCAAAAAAGCGGCAAAAUAUCGCGUGCAGACCGUCAACGGAUACAACACUACUGGCCUGCAAAAAAUAUCGAAACUCAAGAGUCGAAUCUCGCACGUCACAUACGAAAGUCAAGAUGGCGAAGAGCAUAAGCGAUAUACCAGAAAUAACAUCGUCGGUAUCGUUGGUGUAGCAAUCCAUGAAAGAAAAGAUACGACCAAAGAUUACAAGUCAGCUCCCACUGCUUACGUCAAAAUCAAGUGGCAAGACAUCGAUGAGGCCGAUCAAAAUUUGUUGACAAGGGGCUGCUGCUGGAUCACCAGCGCAGACCUCGUCAGAUUGACGGACAGGAACACAGCAGAGCAAAAGAUUUCGGACGCCUGGGAAAAGCAGGAGCAACGUUACAACCAUUGGCAAGGUCAGACGGGAAGAGACAGUCCCGAUCGCUCGCCCACUCCUUGUCCGUUGGAUACCUUCAGGGCAGGUAAGAGUCAAAGGGUAAAGCAAGAGCUCACAGCUACGGAGCUGCCUUUGAAAAGCAUUGAACGUGGUCUCGGUGCAAGAAAUACUUUGCCAGAGUCAGGCCAGUCAGAGCGAAUGCUAGGGAAGCGACCAGCGGUGGGAAUGGGCGAGCCGUCCAUUUCAGCCAAAAUGAAGCAGGAACUGGACAGCGAAGACGAAUUAUUUGUCUCCAAUAGAGACUCUGCGAACAAAUCAGAAGCUGGAAGCACAAGUGCCCCUCAAGGCGAGCAGCCAAGCUCAGAUAAUCAAGUGGUCACGUUCAGCGUCAAGACAUACCUUGAAGACAAAGCCAAAGCACGUGGCUGGGACUGGGUCAAGAUGAGUGAUGGUGAGCGUGAAAUUAAGGAAAAUGAGUUACUGGCGACAUACAGUUACUACAAGAGGCAGAUGGAGCUCUUGGGCGGGAAAGAAGUGACAGAAUGA